Messenger RNA from Oikopleura dioica, 849 nucleotides. The record is from the annotation of a GenBank genome assembly. Lineage: Eukaryota; Metazoa; Chordata; Appendicularia; Copelata; Oikopleuridae.
AUGGAGAAAUUGACGAAGAAGUUCAAGAUUUUCACAAAGCAGAAAGACAGUAAACAGGGACAUACGAAGGGAACGUACAAGAAGAAUGUUCCAGUGAAAAACAACAAUGAUAAUGUAGUGAAAAGAGCAAGUCAAUUUGGCGCACGAGAUGUCUAUCAAAACAGGUCAUCAGUGAGCUCGGACAGCUGUCAGUACGGCAACGAAGCUAAUCAGUUUCAGUCAAAUGCGUCUCUCGCCUCAACUUCAUCUUACAACUCUGACAGGCGAUCCAUCGCUUAUCAGCACCAGCGCUCAAACUCUCAGAACAGCAGCCAUUUUCUGGAAGAUCGGCUCCCGGGCGGCUGGGACGUCGCCUUCACCGACGACGGUCAAAAGUACUUCGUCGAUCACAACACGAACACAACCCACUGGAAUCUCCCGCUGGAAAGUGAGUGCCUCCCGCCCGGCUGGGAAAAGGUCACCUCGAGCCAGCACGGCAGCUACUAUGUCAACCACCAAAAUGGAAAGGCCCAGCAACAUCCGCCCGUGUACUUCGCGAAUUCCGCCUCAGCAGGUCUCGGUGGAAUGUCACAUCACAGGGACGCCGCUGGAAACGGAUCGAGUAAUGGAAGGAAGUUUUCAGUAAGCUCGUUGCCCAUGACCGAACCUGACGAGAAAUUCACCGAAUGGAUGGAGCGGAGAAUCGAAACGGAAAAUCCAACGCUGUACACGCCAAUACCUGAAUUCUUAUCGGUUUAUGCAAAAACGACGGACCCGGGCGCGCUCGCCCUCUUGAACUGGAACCACUUCGACGAAGUUGAACUCGAAUCGAGAACGGGCCUAAUUUUUGAAUACGUGCAUAAAUUUUAA